Molecule: messenger RNA, 1134 nt
Organism: Penicillium canariense
Lineage: Eukaryota; Fungi; Ascomycota; Eurotiomycetes; Eurotiales; Aspergillaceae
Exons: 2
Coding region: 1-1134 (377 amino acids)
Source: RefSeq, a predicted model, not a curated record
AUGAGAUAUGUUCUAUUUUCACUGAGCGCAUUUGUGCUCUACGCCAUUUUCUACUUUUCCUAUAUCAAUGGCCUCGACGAGCUGGGCCGCAAUGCUGUGGCAUCCGGAAAGCUCCCUGGCGUGGAUGCGCCGCUCCGCACAGUCUAUACCGGGGUGGAACCGGUUGAUCGCAUCUUGACUCUGCUGACGACCUUUUUCUAUCCGUCACUUGAUGGCCAGAGUCCCACCCUUUUACUCCACAGCAUUGGAUUUUCGGGUACCUUCGGAGCCGCGUGGACCCUGGUUGUCUUGGAAUCAUGGCGGAAGGGCAACGCAGGGACCAUCGCUGCCUAUCCUGCUAUCUUUGGUCUCAUGGCCCAAUUGAUGACCUUUGCCUUCGCAACUCCUUUGAUCUGCGGCCUCCAGUUGGGCUGCUCAAUUACCGCGCGUCGCCCCCAUGCUGAUAACAUUCGUGUCCCCCGCGCAGUUCUUGCGGUGUUGCCCGUUGUAUUCGUGAUUGGAUACAUGGUGCCGACCCAGGCAAUGGUGCUGCCUGCCCCGUCCCUGAUUUCCAUCGACAUGAAGCAAAUUGCCAUCGCAAUCUGGCAGCCGUGGCCAGCCUACGUAUCCAUUCUGACUACGGCGGCCUACUUCAUUUUGUCUCCAUUCCUCCCGAAUAAUCAUCGCGCGUCGAUGUCUGGUCUGCGCUGGGUAUACGCAUCUGCAUUCGCAAAUGCAACUCUUACUCACCUCAUUUCAUGGGUCGUUUCGCUCGCCUCAGUUGCGGUUCCCCAUCUGUUUGAUGCGCGCUUCCUUGCCGCCCUUCAUCCCUCUAAGGUCUUCGCUGUCCCUCUGCCUUGGUCUGGGCUGAAAGUCGAGACGGUGGCUGAGGGCGUGCAUUUCUUUUUGCGAUGGGACUAUCUGAUUGGAUCAGCGGGAAUCCUCCUCUGGGCCCUGACGUUGUAUAGUGUGGCCCACAAGCAAAUUCUGAGCACGAUUUCUUGGCCAGGCUUAUUGGUCAAGGUUGGCAUACUGACUGUUCUGUCCGGACCGACUGGGGCUGCCGUGGAAUUGAUGUGGGAGCGGGACGAGCUGGUCUUCAAGGAGACCGUCGGUCCACGACAGCAGGUCACUAAAAUCAUGAAGUCCUCCUAA